Messenger RNA from Anarrhichthys ocellatus (wolf-eel), 843 nucleotides. RefSeq names its product COMM domain containing 3 (gene commd3). The transcript has 8 exons. Gene Ontology annotation, biological process: sodium ion transport. The record is from RefSeq and is a predicted model, not a curated record. Bases 82 to 663 code for a protein of 193 amino acids. Lineage: Eukaryota; Metazoa; Chordata; Actinopteri; Perciformes; Anarhichadidae.
CAACUCAGCCCUCUGCCGCUCCACACGCUACAUCAGCUGAUCCGUCACGUGGUCUGGUGUAGUGGGUCACCCUUUUGCAAAAUGGAGUUGUCUGAGUCUGUGCAGAGAGGGCUACAAGCUCUAGCCGAUCCGUCCGCCUUCGACCAGAGCAGCUACCGGGUGCUGGUGGACGCGUCUUUCCGAAGCCUGCUCUCCUCUCAAGCCGACCCCGGAGUCCUCGAUCAGCCCGAGCUGAAGCAGAUCGACCAGAUCCUGCUCAAACAGAGUCACACUGCAGCGACCACCUUCAUACUGGAGGCGGUCAAACAAAACGCAGAUAAGUCAACUAUCAGCUCCUGCCUUGAAGAACUCUCAUUCAGUGCAGACAGAGUAGAACUAUUCUAUAGCACACAUCAGAAACAUAGAAAGGAACUGGAACAUCUGUUAGCUAGCAUAGGAAGGUGUCCACCUCAGAUCAACGACGCGACAUGGCGUCUACAAUACCACGUGAAGAACGGCCAGGUCGAUAAGGUCAACGAGCCUUUCUACUUGCUUUCAUUGAACACUGAGAAUAAAGGAUCUUUGGAAGAUAUCAACUUCACCUGCACAGUGGAGCAGCUACAGGAUUUGGUGGGAAAGCUCAAAGACGCUGCCAAGAGUGUGGAGAAAGCCAGUCAGAUGUGAUGCCGGUGUCCAGUUUCCUCGCCCUUUCGGCACCACAAAAGCACUGAACUUCAGCAGUUUCCAGCGGCAUUGCAAUUCUCUUUAUAGUUUCUUUUGUACCUGAGAUUGACAUGACGUGGACAUGUGAGAGACAAUUAUCAUUCCAACGUGUGUGUUUCAAUUAAAACAGAAUAAAUCCAA